Molecule: messenger RNA, 951 nt
Organism: Anneissia japonica
Lineage: Eukaryota; Metazoa; Echinodermata; Crinoidea; Comatulida; Comatulidae
Exons: 1
Coding region: 1-951 (316 amino acids)
Molecular function (GO): catalytic activity
Source: RefSeq, a predicted model, not a curated record
AUGUCAAGUUCCAGUACUUCUGGUAGUUGGCCUAGGCAUUAUGUAGCAGAAGUGCUACCCAAUAGUAAUAGAAGGAUACAUUCUCUUUUCUUACCUAAGCUGAUGGUCACUAAUGCGCGGUCAAUAAUGAACAAAGUUGAUGAACUUCGUAUGCUAAUUAAUGAUAAGCAACCUGAUGUUUGUUGCAUAUGUGAAUCCUGGAUAACAUCAGAUACCGCCACGGAGCGAUAUUCUAUCGAAGGCUAUAAUAUUUUUAAUAAUUGCAGGUCAAAUAGAAAAGGUGGAGGAAUACUAACUUAUGCUAAAGACAACAUUGCUGCAGAAAUCUUCUCGGAUAUUGUGGUCCCAGAUGAACUCGAGGCUCAGUGGCUAGUAUUGAAACACCCAAGGCUCCCUCGGGUAGCACCAUAUAUUGUGUUAGGCAGUGUUUACCUGCCAUCUGGAACCGAAGCUGAAAAUGUUAAUGUAAUGUUAACCCAUCUACAUACAUGUGUUGAUCUAACUAGAGUUAAGAAACCACAAGCCGGAAUCUUUAUUUGCGGAGAUCUGAACCGACUUAACAUCAGUUCACUUUGUACAGGUAACAAACUUAAACAGAUUAUUAAAGUCCCCACCAGAGGUGACAAUAUAUUGGAUGUUGUGUUAACUAACCUGAGAGAAUUAUACAACUCGCCCACAAUUUCUGCGCCUAUCGAUCAUAGUGACCACAAUGUCAUUGAAGUUUCUCCGCCUUUUGCCAUUAAAAACAAUACAAUUAAUUUUAAAAAGGUCAGACCAAUGCCUGAAUCCAAGCUGUCGCUGAUCGGACGAUGGGCCCAAGCACAAUCAUGGGAAGAGGUACUUCAAGCAAAAAAUACACAAGCGAAAGCCGAUGCCUUCUAUAUGUUAGUGAACAAUGCUAUAGAUAAAAUACUUACCAUUAAAAACUAUAAAGUCUCACAGAACGGAUAA